Messenger RNA from Gadus macrocephalus (Pacific cod), 3902 nucleotides. RefSeq names its product synaptotagmin-like 3 (gene sytl3). Bases 655 to 2457 code for a protein of 600 amino acids. The transcript is spliced from 17 exons. Gene Ontology annotation, molecular function: neurexin family protein binding; small GTPase binding. NCBI's taxonomy places the organism in Eukaryota, Metazoa, Chordata, Actinopteri, Gadiformes, Gadidae. Gene Ontology annotation, cellular component: exocytic vesicle; plasma membrane. Gene Ontology annotation, biological process: exocytosis; intracellular protein transport. The record is from RefSeq and is a predicted model, not a curated record.
GGGCUGGGGGGAGUGAAAUUGAAAUAGCAUGUCAGUUUCUGAACGCAGGAAGGAAAUAAGUUUGGUUUGGCCUGUAGAAAGAUGCCACUUCCUCCAGUUGACUGCAUCGUGAGAGCGGAGCUGAAUUGAGGUCAGUGCUACUACUGCACAGAGGCGUUCUGUUCUGCACGGUUCAUUUGCAGACACACGUUUAGUUGAGUUCUAUAGCCUCGUCAUGCGUCAGCUGUGAAAAAUGAUCUUGGUAGUGCAAUGAUAACUUAACUUAACUACGUUCACCAUGCUGUUUCUUCUGCAAGACUGAAGUCAUUUAAAGCACCUGCUUGCAGCCACAAGGACAAUCCAAAGACAAAGGGUUUUCCUCCAAUCAGGGCAGCAAGAUCCCAUCUUAAACCUGGGAGAAAAAAUUAUGGCAGGUUUUGCCCUUCAGAUCUGGAGGGAUUUUAAAGUCUCAUCUCGCCACUGAAGCGGAGGAUCUCACCCUCCAUACACUGACUGAUCGGCCGCUGCUCCGAGAGAGGGACCUAGAGGCGGUGGGAGUGGACGGAGCGGGCGGGAGAGGGUUUGAAGGGUGACUCGAUCCUGUGCGGAAACGAACGGGACCAGGAGAGGUGGGGAGAGCGGGUGUUUUGUGAGACACCGGGUUGCACACAGGCCAUGGAUCUGAGCUUGCUUCAAACCCUGGAGAGGGAGAAGAUCCUGCAGGUUCUCCAGAGAGACCGAAUGCUGCGCACCAUCGAAGAGGAGAGAGUAAGGAGGAUGAAGCAGGAGCUGCAGGAGGUCCGCCGCCGCGGCGCCAAGAGCCUGUCCCGGCAGUACAGCGAGAGGACGUGCGCCCGCUGCCAGAGACCCCUGGGCAAGUUCUGGAACUCGGGGGACGUGUGCCGCGGCUGCAGCCACCGCAUCUGCAGCCGGUGCCGCGUGGGAGGGACCACGUCUUCUCAUUGGCUGCCGGAGUGGAGGUGUACCGUCUGUCACGCCUACAGGGACAUCAGGGUGCGCUCCGGCGAGUGGUUCUUGGAGGAGAGGGCUAAGAAGUUUCCCAUCACCACAGGCAGACAUGACACUGUUGGUGAGAAGCUACUGAAGUCAUACAGUAUGCUGAGUAAUAUAUCUAUCGUGCCACCCACUCCUCCACCCUAUCUUGACUGUCCCAUUUUCUGCAGAUCUGGGGACCCUCUCACACACUCUGCAUUUUUUACCAAAUCAGUGGAGGACCUGAUGGUUUCGUUCACCAGUCAAAUUAAGAAAAUUUCCAAGUCUCAGAAUGACGUGCGUAGCGACCAGGCUGACAAGCUGACCGUGGGGAACCCCACCCCAAUGUCCCCCACCCACUACACCGGGCAGAAGAGCCUGUCUGACACCGACAUCAAAUCUCUCCACCUGACCAGGGGCCACAGUAUGAGCAGCCUGUUGCACUGGAGUAAGGGCAACCAGGACGGCUUGUCCCCGGGGUCCGACGCGGAUCUGUCCCUCUGGGCCUCCGGGACCUGUAGCGGCAAGAGAGGCAGCGCCAGCAGCAUCGUCAGCGUGGACUGUGGGGCCUCUGACAGCAGCCGGAGUGUGACGGGGGCGCUGGAGCUGGCACUCGCUUACCACAACACCACUUCCUGUCUGCAGGUCACCGUCAGAGGCUGCCAGAACGUCAGCUACGGCAACGCCAAGAAGAAGAAGUGUAACCCGUACGUCAAGAUCUACCUGGAGACUGACAAGGCUCAGGCUAGUAAGAGGAAGACGUCGGUCAAGAGGAACACCACGGAUCCGGUAUAUAACGAAGUCCUACAGUAUCAGAUAGAGCGCCACCUGCUGCCUGCCUGCACCCUGCGGGCCUCGGUGUGGCACUCUGGCAGCCUGAAGAGGAAGGUGUUCCUGGGGGAGACACUCGUACCCCUGGAGGCCUGGAGCUCUGAGGAGAUGACCGUCGCCUGGUACCCGCUGUGCUCAAAGCGCCCCGUGGCUCCAGAAGGGGGCACAGUGGAGCAGGUGAAAGCGGAGAUGCACAUCAGUCUCAAGCUGGGGCCAACGUGUGAGACCUCCUCCAUCUGCCAAACACAUGGGGUUGAUAUUGGCUCACAAGGCUAUCAUCGACUAACUGUCCUUAUCAAAGGUGUCAAAAACCUUCCCAUUAAAGCAAACACUAGUCAGAACAUGGACGUCAAAGGGUGCCUGACCCUGUCCCGGGGUAGGAAGGUGCUCAGCUCCAGCCUGAGGAGCGGCGCCUGCUCCGACUCGGCCCAGCUGCUGUUUGACGGGCUGUCCCGCUCCGAGCUGGCGGACUGCGUGCUGGUCCUGGACGUGUGGGACCACACCCACCUCUCCCUGACGGACAGACCCCUCGGUGGCGCCCGGUUAGACGCCAAUAAGACCGGGUUGCCAUGGCAAACGGUGUUGCAGGCAACCAACAAGUGGCAUGACUUCAGCCUCCCUCUCGUCACCAACGUCAGCUCCAGGAGAACGUGACGCAGCAGCAGUGACACAAGGCCCACACCCACGCCACCUUUGCUCUGUUUACCCAUGGGACCUCCCUCCUGGUCCAUCCACGCUCCCUGCAGCGGCUGGUCUGGUGGUUCACAGGGAGGGCGGACGUACUCUAAAUAAGGAAGGAGGGAAGAAAAAUGUAUUUAAUUUAAAAAAAUUAGGAUUAGAUUUGGGAGUAAAAAUUAAUUCAUGAAUGUGUUUUUUUAUUUUUUUUUUAUUUAUAAUUAUUUUAUAUUUUUAUUGUCCACACCAGUACUCAGACGUGGACUCGGAUCCUGAAUGCAUUCGGACUCAUGUCAGAGAAUGAUUUGAUAAACGGUGCGAAAAAGGGAGUUUCAGAAUGUGAUCGCUCAUCUCUUGUGAGCGAUCCUCUUGUCAUCUCUGUGGCAGUGUGAUGUUGCUAGUUGCUUGUUAGACGCGCCCACAGGGUUCAUGGCAGCUGAGAGAUGAGUCUGUAAAGGGGUGUGGUGCUAGUUGGACACACCCACAGCAAAUAGCCAGUGUCCUGGCUCCUUUAAUUAAUGUGCCAUCAUGGUCAUUGUUCCGCUUACUGUAUUCACCUUCUAGUACCUAAGGAAAAGAAAAAACACACUCACAAGAGUUUCAAACUUUCGAAGCUCAUCUGCAAUAGAGAUGUAAUUUCAGGGAUCACAUGAUCACCAGUUCAUCCAUGUGCGCUCUCACCCUCCUAUCUAUAUCACUGGAACACACGUUUUGAAAAUCGGUCUCUUAUGACAUCACAAGUGGGCGUGUCCACCUUGAUGUGGGCUGAAUUGAUCAGUCUACCAGCCUACCCAGUGGACUGUAGCAAACGUUGCUCAUUUAUCCAGCACACAAUUAGGUGGAAAGGCCCACUUGUGAUGUCAUAAGAGACAGAUAUUCAAAGCGGCUUGUAACCGUUAAUCACACUCACACCUGUUGGCGUGAAAUGGGACCUUUAAUCAUUUUCUAGUGUGUGUUUCUAAGUCACUUUGUAGAAAGUAUAUUGCUAGUAUUUAAACAAACUUGAAAUGUUAAGUUUGGGUUUGUUCCUUUCUGCCUUUUGCCAUGAAACAAAUCCUAAAACAAUUCCUUGAACUUUUUCUAAAUACUUAUAUAGCACUAAUAGAUAGUGUUAUAUAAUAGAGGUUUGAAUUAUAGCCACUGUUCAUAACGGACCAAUCAGAACUCCUCAUAGAGAUUACAUCACAGGUAGCCUAACCCAUAUGAGAGGGAAACGGGUGUGAGGAUGGAGGGCCAUGAGCCAGAGAGGGCCCGGAGUCACGUAGAGAAAGAAUCAACUUCUAAUGACUAAUUCAUCAACCUGCUCUGGAUAGUUUUAUAUGUAAUCUCUGAUUCAUAAGUCAACCUGACAAAAAGUUAACAACAAGGUAUUUAAUAGCACUGCACCAAUGUACAACCAAUUAAACAAAAAUAUCACUCCUGUA